AGCUCGUGCUCCAGGCGGGGGGAGGGUGCUCCCUGCUACCUAGACUCUCGGCCUUAGAAAGAUGCUUGGAACCGGGGGAAAGGCCACCCGGGCUGCGCUGCGGCUGCCUAUGGGUCCCCCUGGGGCGCGGAGCUGGCCCGGACCUAGGCACGCUGCAGAACUUUAAGUUAGAGUCACAGAACUGGAGGGGCAGGAGAAAAGCAGAGCACCCUCCCCAACUUCUAACCUUUAUGAGUGGUUAAGUUCCAACUAAAGCCAGUUGGGAGACUGUACUAUGUAUAUGUGAUUUGUGCCAGGUACGCAGAAAAAAAAAUCAAAAGCAGCAAGGCAGGCGUACCCUACUCUUGUACUCUUUCCGUUAUUUUUGGUGGUACUGUUAGUUGAACUUCCCACCCGCCAGGCAGCGGUUGCCCUUCCCCAACGCUAUCUGCUAAUUCCAAAAUUUUUUGUUUAUUUCAGUUAGUUGUUGUUCACUUUAGGAGUAAGUGGAGGUCCACUGGGUAAGAAGAUUUACCAAGGAGUUAUUACUUGAAAGAUUGAUACAUCUUUUAUCUAGCUACGAUGACAUCUACUAGUGAUACCAAGGUCUGUAAGAACCAGGGUGGACUUUUGGAAAUAAAAAUGGAGGAAGAAUGUAAGUAUACCACCAGACAAGAUAGGAACCUACAAAAGAACACUUAUAACAGAGACGUCUUCCGAAAAUACUUCAGACAGUUUUGCUACCAGGAAACUUCUGGACCCCGGGAGGCUCUGAGCCGGCUGCGCGAGCUCUGCAGACAGUGGCUGCGGCCGGACUUGAACAGCAAGGAGCAGAUCCUGGAGCUGCUGGUGCUGGAGCAGUUCCUGACCAUCCUGCCAGGGGAGCUGCAGGCCUGGGUGCAGGAGCAGAAUCCGGAGAGUGUGGAGGAGGUGGUGACUGUGCUGGAGGAUUUAGAGAGAGAGCUUGAUGAACUAGGAUACCGGGCCUCAGUCCAAACUGAAGAACAGGUAACGUUUCAGGAGGUGAAGCCUUUGGCAACAGAGCAGAAACCCAGCGUGUCCCUUCAGUUUGUCAAAGCCAAGCCUGGGUGUGAACUUGCAGGCCGUGAAGCCCAGGAGGAGCAAGUUUCAGGUGUUGAGACUGGCAAUGAGCCCAGGAAUGUCACUCUAAAGCAAGGCCUCUGGGAAGGGACGGAAGCAGAACAGAAUCCUGCUAGCAGAUUAGCAAAGGAUGCACUUGAGUGUGAAGAAGCUCACAACCCUGGAGAAGAGUCUUCUGGUAUUUCCCAUGAAGACAGCCAGCCUCUGCGUAAUGAAAAUGGUGUAAAUUCUCCUGCGAACUCAGAGUACGCUAAACACCAGAGCAUCUGUCCAGGGAGAAAAGUGCAUGGGUGUGAUGAGUGUGGAAAGAGUUUUACUCAGCACUCGCGCCUCAUAGAGCACAAGAGAGUCCACACUGGAGACAGGCCCUACAAAUGUGAAGUAUGUGGGAAAACUUUCCGAUGGAGGACUGUUCUUAUUCGACACAAGGUGGUCCACACUGGAGAGAAACCGUAUAAAUGUAAUGAAUGUGGCAGGGCUUUUGGCCAGUGGUCAGCACUUAACCAACAUCAGAGACUUCACUCGGGAGAAAAGCACUACCACUGUAACGAAUGUGGCAAAGCCUUUUGCCAGAAAGCAGGCCUCUUUCACCAUCUCAAGAGCCAUAGAAGAAACAGACCUUAUCAAUGUCUUCAGUGUAAUAAAAGUUUUAAUCGCCGUUCUACACUUUCUCAGCAUCAAGGAGUUCACACUGGAGCAAAACCCUACGAAUGCAACGAUUGUGGGAAAGCUUUUGUUUAUAACUCAUCUCUUGCUACCCAUCAGGAAACCCAUCACAAGGAGAAACCCUUCACUCAAAGUGGUCCUAUUCAGCAGCAGAGGAACCACACCAAGGAGAAGCCCUACAAAUGCAGUGUAUGUGGAAAAGCAUUUAUUCAAAAAAUAAGUCUUAUAGAACACGAACAAAUUCAUACCGGAGAGAGACCGUAUAAAUGUGCUGAGGGCGGGAAGGCCUUUAUUCAGAUGUCAGAACUCACAGAACAUUAGGGAACCCACACUGGGAAGGCCCUACAAGUGUGAUGAAUGUGGCAAGACCUUCAGACAGGAGUCAGAGCUUGCUGAGCACUAGAGAAUUCAUUAUAGAAGUGGUCCCUAAAAGUGUAAUGGGCGUGGGGAAUUGUUCACGUAGAACUCAGCUCUUACUCAUCAUCAGACUAGUCACAAAAGAGCAAGUACUCUGUGUGAUGACUACAGGGAAGCUACCUCACGGUGUCGGCUGAUGAAGAGUAUUGUAUUUGUAAUGCUUUGUGGUGACAUUUCAGCCUUUGCUGUUACGAGACCAUAAAUAUUUGAUGAGCUCCCUCUGUAUACUGUCCUUUGUGUGUGGCUGUGGAGGAAGUCUAACUCCAGAUUUCUUAGAACAUUUACAACUAAGCCAGAGAUGUGGAAGUCUACCAUAGUUAAAGAGAAGGGCAGUGGAAUUGAUGCUCAGCGUGCUUUAGAAUUAAAGUAGUAGAAAAUAUUUUUGAAGGACCAACUCCUUGUACACCUGCUCAGGAAAGAUUUCUGAAAUUAUUUUUAUUGAAAAUAAGUGUUUGGUGGGUAGAUCUGGAAGAGAAAAGGGAGAACACUUUUGGUGAAAUAGGUGAGCAGAAGCAAGAGUGCAGGUAGUUUGGAAGCCAGCCUACUAGAGAGUUGUUUUAAGUGUUGAGCUGAUGGGCAUUAAAUGGAAAUAGCUUGAGGACAGAGUAGGAGGAUGGUCUAGGAAUGCUAGCCAAUCAAUGCUUGUGGUGCACUGACAGAGCACUCUUCUCCUUUGUCUCUAAAAUAUCUCUAAGUAUACAUGUAUUGUAGAAGCGAUAUGGUCAUUCAUACUUGUUUAUCACAGCAUAUCUCAAGAUGCUGAAGCAGGAGGAUUAGGAGUUCAAGGCCUGCCUGAGCUACAUGAAACCUAAAGAAAAAGAAAGCAGGAUGCAGGAGGCUGGAGAGAUGGCUCAGCAGUUAAGAGCACUUGUUGCUCUUGUAGAUAACCCGGGUUUGGUUUCUAUCACCCACAUGGUGAUGGCUCAAAGCCAUCUAUAACUGGUUCUAGGGCAUCUGAUUCCUUCUUCUGAUCUGUAGGCAUGAGGGACAAGUGUGUAUGUACAUGCAGGCAAACCACUCCUACACAUAAAUAGUGCAGAUGACAGCUGUUAUACCACAGCGAGGAAGACCAGAAACCAAGUUCUUGUAUCUGGCUUCCAAUCCAGUCUGUGACAUCCACUAUACCCCAACAUGGGCAAACAUCAACAUCACCUGUGGUGUCGUGUAUUUAAAAUGUCUGUGUGCACUGAAUGAGGUCCUGGGUUCAAUCUCAAAGCCUUGAAGGUUUACCUGGUCAUGGAAGUAUUGUAGUCCCAGCCUCUCAGAAGACUGAGACAGGAUGUCUUGCCAGCCUUGAUAAAACACAGUAAAAACCUGUCUCUGAGUAAGUGUUCCUGUCCCACUCAACAUGCUCAGUAUGUCUGAGGUGUCAUUGUGACUCUUGAUGAACAGGAACCACUACAGAUUCCUAGAACAUUUGUCCCCAGCUCCACAAGGUGAACACCAUUAGGGCCAAACACUAGAAUUUUGGUGUGGUCUUUCCGUUAUUUCGCGUCUUAAGUAUUUUAUGGCUGGGGAAAGGGCUGGAGAGAUGGCUCAGUGGUAGUUAAGACCACUGGUUGCUCAUCCUGAAGAUGUGAGUUCAUUUCCCAGCACCCACGCGGCAGCUCAGACCUGUCCAUAACUAGUUCCAGGGCUCUGAUACCCUACACAGACAUGUAUCCAGGUAGAACGUCAACAUAAAAAUAAAUUGUAAAAACAAAAAAAAAAACCCCACAUAUCUUAAGGUCUUUUUGUCCUAGUUCUGUUGAUAACUGGGUUCUAUAUUCUUGAGAUUCGGUGUAGCCUUUUGGUUUACAUACUUUACUGAGUGCCUAAAAGAUGUUGCUGCUCUCCAGUAGGAGGCUGCCACUCACCACCCUUGUGUUGUUGAGUCAGAACAACUGCUUUGGUUGAGAGCCUCUGGUGAUUUAAUUAGUGAGUGUUUGAAGUCUCAGGAUACUAGAACUGUUGAGAAAAAGGUCUGGCUUCCUUCUUUGGUAAAAGGAAAGUUGGGUUUAUUUGGGAGACGUGAUGUGAUUCACCUAACAUUGGGUUGUAGACACAGGACAAAGAAUCUACUGAACAGAUUAAUGUGAGCAGAUUAAUCCGUGGGCACCUUUGUCCAUUCAUUGGUUAGGACAAUGUGAUAGGACCGACUUCCAUGACUAAAUUCAUGGAACAUGCUUGCAUGGAUGUUAUGCAGGUGCCUAGCGCUGAGCUCCACUCCCGCUCCUUGUGUUCUUUAAACAAAAGUUGCUGCCAUCAACUUAUUUCUACCAUUCUUUUCACUGUCGCUUAUGUGAGAUUGUCUAAGAUAGGAGAUUUAUAGGAGAGGUUAUAGUCUGUCUCUGAGGCUUUAUUAACCAUUAGAUAGUAAUAGACUCUAACAGCCAGGUUCCAUGUCAUUGCCUUUAUCUCAGGAUGAUGAUGAUGGAACAAGAAAUGUUGUACACAUAGUACCUCAGAAUCAAACUUUCCAUAUCCAAAUGACGACCCUGCCACAGACUAGCUCUCAGUGGUUAAGAGCACUUCUUGCUCUUUUCUUGCAGAAAACUGGCACCCACAUGGAGGCUCACAACAGCCUGUUUGUAACUUGGUUUUGGGGAGAUCAUAUGCCCUUUGCUAGAAUUCUAGUGUGUCUUUGCAGUGUGAACAUUCUCUGUAUGGAUAAAGUAAAAUAAAUCUUUUUUUAAGUUU
Messenger RNA from Mus musculus (house mouse), 4842 nucleotides. RefSeq names its product zinc finger and SCAN domain containing 12 (gene Zscan12). Gene Ontology annotation, molecular function: sequence-specific DNA binding; DNA-binding transcription factor activity. The transcript is spliced from 4 exons. The record is from RefSeq and is a predicted model, not a curated record. Gene Ontology annotation, cellular component: nucleus. Bases 562 to 2067 code for a protein of 501 amino acids. Lineage: Eukaryota; Metazoa; Chordata; Mammalia; Rodentia; Muridae.